This is a messenger RNA of Sphenostylis stenocarpa, 1218 nucleotides long. Lineage: Eukaryota; Viridiplantae; Streptophyta; Magnoliopsida; Fabales; Fabaceae. The record is from the annotation of a GenBank genome assembly.
AUGCCUUGUGUCUUUAGUAAUGAAUAUGAGACUGUCAUGUAUGUUGAGAAUAUGUUAAAGCGGGAGAGUGGUGCAAUUGGAGAAACUGUCAGUUCUAGAAUACUAGAGUUGGAUGUGGAAAUUGGAUGGGAUGGAAUCUUGCAGGAAGAUACCGCAGGCAUAUUUGAUAUGGAGUUAGAAGAUAUUAUUAAAUUUGUUGACGAGGACGAGAGUUGUAAUAGUAUGCCUCAGUCAGAGUUGUUAAAUAGGCAAAAAUUGCAAGACAACAUGGUUGUUAAGAAAUUAGAUAGUCUAAUUGUGCUGGCUUUUUUGCACCUUGAAUCCUGUCAGAGUAGUGGUCGUUUGGCUGAGAGAACUGUAUUGAAUGCAUACAAAUCAAAAUUUACCCAGUGCCCAUAUUUCGUCCAGUUUGUGAUGUUCUAUGCGUGUGCACCUGAUGUGGUGAUGAGUGCUGUUGCUUAUCUUGCUAGUUAUCUUCUCUCGUGCAAAGUUCGUAUCAGCUGCAUUGAUCACUUCCAUCAUACAAAGCAGGCCAUCAUGUAUAUUCUGUGUUUUCGCAUGAGAUAUCUGAUGGACAUUCCUAGGCUUAAAUUGCAGCUUGUUAAUAUGCCCAUGGAGACAAUCUUGGAAACACAAAUUGAGUCCGUUGAAGGUGAGGAACUUUUUAGUUUCAUCAUGAUCAUGGAGAUAAGAACUGUUCUUGCAACGUUGUGCUUCUGUAUCAAAUUAUAUAAAUUUAUCUACCAGGUGUGUUUGCCAACUGUAGUAGUGGAAUUUCUUAGACAGGCAAAGGCUUCUCAACUUUUCAUGGCAUCGGAGUCAUUUGUUUUCAAUGAUGAGCUCGAGUCUAAUCUUUCCAAGGCUUUUGGCGGGAUGGAUAGACUUGACAUGUUCUUUCCAUUUGAUCCAUGUUUAUUGAAGAAAACUGAAAGCUACAUAAGACCACAUUUUGCUCGCUGGUCAAAAGUCAGUGCUACAUACGAUGAUGAUGAUGGCAUUAACGAAGUGAGUGACAGUGGUAUUGAUGUAUCAGAUGAUGAUUAUGUUCACGGGAAUGCAGAAGAUAUGAUUGAUGGCGGCGAUAUGAUGGUGCCCGUUGAAGAUCUUGAUUUUAGCCCUGACUUUAACAAAAUGUCUGCCACGCCCAAAAAUUCUUUGAAAUAUGGUACGCGAAUGCCAGCUAGAAUCAGACCUUCCUCCAGUCCAGAGUCUCUAUGA